Malaya genurostris is the source of this 1759-nucleotide messenger RNA. Its product is annotated as esterase FE4-like. NCBI's taxonomy places the organism in Eukaryota, Metazoa, Arthropoda, Insecta, Diptera, Culicidae. Bases 19 to 1689 code for a protein of 556 amino acids. The record is from RefSeq and is a predicted model, not a curated record. The transcript has 2 exons.
ACUGUAUCGUAUAUUACAAUGAGCCUAUUUGCUCUUAUUAUCACGGUAUAUGCUUCGUUGGUGUUUGGCCAAAAUGAUCCGGUAGUUGAAACACCGUCCGGUUCAAUUCGAGGCACUGUAGAGUCGUGUGGUUUAUAUUGUACGUAUUAUUCGUUCAAAGGUAUACCUUAUGCACUGCCACCAGUUGGAGAGCUCCGUUUUCGAAAUCCGGUUCCCCACCCGGUCUGGGAUGAUGUCAGAGAUGGCAGUCAACAUGGUGCAGUGUGUCCACAGUUCAGUACAGGACCCGGAAACGUCAUGGGGGACGAGGAUUGUCUGUUUUUGAAUGUGUAUAGCGAAAACAUGAUCGGAUCACACCCGGUAAUGGUUUGGUUCCACGGAGGUGCAUACCGUGCUGGAUCGGGAAAUGUUGAGUCAUUCGACCCCCAAAAGUUAGUGAAAGAAUCAGUUGUGAUAGUAACCGUAAACUACCGCCUAGGAGCGUUGGGUUUUCUCAGCACCGGAGACCAGUAUGCUCAAGGAAACUGGGGAUUGAAGGAUUGCAUCCAAGCACUUCGAUGGGUAAAAGCGAACAUACAAGUGUUCGGAGGUGAUCCAAAUGAUGUAACUAUUUUCGGAAGCUCGGCCGGAGGUUCGCUGAUUCACUUUUUAUACUUGUCCGAAUUAGCGGAAGGAUUGUUUCACAAGGCCAUUGCUCAAAGUGGAACGGCCCUAGCUCCAUUCGCUUAUCAAUGGAAUCCGCGAAUAUUUGCAGAUAGGAUCGCAAAUGCGUUUGGAUUAUCCAACGAUAGUGCCAAGUAUGUCGAGGAGCUCAGGAGCCAACCAGGGAACAGUUUUGUUCCUUUGCAAGAAAUUUUGUCUACCACACCCGUACCAAGAAAUCUACGGCCUCUGGAUUUCUCACCAUCAUUGGAACCACUCGGUUCACCCGAGGAACGAGCAAUAGUUGACAAUCCAUUGCGCCUGAUGGAAGCACGUUCUCAUAAAAUUCCAUUUAUGCUAGGUUAUACCGAUCUAGAAGGAUCAUAUUUCACAAAGCUUCAACAAAACUUCGAUGAUGCUGUGUUGGAACAGUUCAACGCAAAUCCUCAUUUCCUAGUGCCCUUUUUUUGGAAUACCGCAGAAGGUUCGUCUGCUUCUUCUAGGAUCAGCUCCGCCUUUCAGCAGCAUUAUUUUCUUGGUAAACCAAUCGAUAGUUCGGUAGACUUCGAAUGGGCAGAAUAUUACGGUGAUCAUAUGUUUGUAUUUCCGACCGAUUAUACUGCGAAAGUGCAUGCCACCGGUUCGGCACCGGUCUACUAUUAUCAGUUCUCGUACGAUGGCGAUCUGAAUUUGUACAAGAAAGAACUAAAUAUUAACCAUCCGGGAGCAACGCACAUCGAUGAGCUGCCGUACAUGUUUGAGAUUGCUAAACAUAUGGGAAUAACAGUUGCCUCCACCAGUCACGCUUUGGUAGUCAGCAAUCGACUUGUGCGGAUGUGGACGAACUUUGCUAAAUCCGGAAAUCCUACUCCCAGCGAAGAUUCUCAGCUGCAAAAUGUGAUCUGGCCAAGCAUUCAGCAGUCCUCGCUAGGAUUGGCUAAACUAGACAUCGGACAUGAUUUGCUGGUGAUCGAUGCUGCAGCUAACGAGCGGCUACAGCUGUGGCGUGACCUACAGACUUCAUAUGCAGUAAAUCCGUUUUUGUGAUAGAAUCGAAUGUGCUAUAGAAUAGUGUUCAAUAAAAAUAGAACGAAUUUUUCGCUCGUUUGGAUAAAAA